CUGAGUAGGAUGCAUUUCGACGCUCCAAAGUGGAUUUAAAAAGCUCGCAGGAGCUUCAUUGCAAACAGCGGUCUGACUUAAGAAGCCCAAAUAAAAAGUCUGAGUGACAAAUGUCAUCGGAAUAUGAUUUUUUAUGCAUAUAAGCGUUUACUCGAGGAAUACAAAUUUAAUCCAUUGCACCUUUUCUGUCUUGUGCAUUCUCAGCAAAGCCUGCUAGGAAGUUGUGACAGAUGUGAAAGAAAUGAAAUCAUGUCUUUGAAAAUGAUGACAGAGGAAAUUUGCAUGGGGGUAUCCUGUAGGAGGAGUUCUUUGUGACCAAACAAGGGAUUCUUAUAAAAAAGGAAAUUGAGUCCCGACCACUCAAUGAACAGCGCAUUAUUCGGGGACCCUGAUGUGCAGGUCUAGGUACAAGCAAAUGUGUUGUAUCCAACUUAUUUCAGUCCGCAAGCUGUUUUAGUGCCUCCUUAGAGCAUCUUUAAAAAGACACAUGCUUGUGAGCUCAGGCACUCGCGGACAGCCAACCCUCCUCAAACAGUGAGUUCCCUGCUUCCCUGCCAGCACACCCCAAGCUUCAUGGGUUGAACCACCAGAAGUUCAACAAUCUCUUCCCCAUUCUGUCCUCCUCUUCGUCCUCCGUGCAACCCCUAUCCCCCACCCACCCCACCACCCCACCUCCCUACCCCACCCCCACCCCACCCCCACCCCACCCCUUCCACCCUGCUCUGUCUACACCCUUUGCCAUUUCUACUACCAGCUGAUGGCUUGUUGUGCCUCGGGCUUGUUUGGACUUGCAACCACAGCAUCACCCUCCACUACACAGACUUGCAGACGCAGCAGCCUCUAGAGUGAAAGAUACCGAGAGACAGAGGGGGGGGAAGGAGACACAGACAGAGAAAGAGAGCAGUGUCACAGGAGAGAGGAGGGAUCGUCCGUCCCAGCAGCAGAGGGAUCCACCUGUCCCGCAGAGGAAGCCCCCACCCCCCCACCCCCCCCCUGAUCCAUCUGGUCGCAGGGGGGGACCCUGCGUGGCCGGGAAGGCAACAGGGACUAUGCGUCAGGGACUGGUGGUACUGGCAAUGGUCUUCCUCAGCUCCAUGGGUCACAGCGAUUCUCUCAAGCUCUCCAAGGCAAGAAGGCAGAGACGGGUUAGUACUGAGGGGCCACCAUCUUGCCCCAAAGGCUGUGAAAGAUGCUCUGAGUAUAAUGGCUGCAUUAAAUGCAAGCCCAAGCUCUUCAUCUUCUUGGAGCGCAAUGACAUCCGUCAGAUAGGCGUCUGCCUCGCCUCCUGCCCCAUGGGAUACUUUGGCAUGAGGAACCCAGAAGGCAACAACAGAUGCACCCAAUGUAAAAUAGACAACUGUGAAGCGUGUUUUAAUCGCAAUUUUUGCACAAAAUGUAAGGAGGGCAUGUAUUCACACAGUGGACGAUGUUAUGUCAGCUGCCCUCCAGACCAGCACACUGCCAAUGAGACCAUGGAGUGUGUCGGUCAGCGUACUGCAGAAUGCGAACUUGGCGAGUGGAGCCAGUGGGGUUCCUGUAUGAAGAAGAACAAAACAUGUGGAUUUAAGAAAGGCUCACAGUCUCGGUUUCGCGGGCCCCUUCCACAGGUCCACAGCUCAGACACCUCCCAGGCCUUUGCACCCCCACAGACCUGUGCUCCACAGACAGAGAGAAGGAAGUGUGUUGUGACCAAGGCGCCCUGUGUGAGAGAGAGGAAGACUAAGGGAGACCGACAAGAUGAUCCUAACAGGAGGGACAGUGCACACGGGCGAGGACGAGACGGCAAAGAUGGCAGUAGAGGUGGAGGAGGUGGAGGUGGAGGUGGAGGAGGUGGAGGAGGAGGAGGUGGAGGAGGAGGUGGAGAAGGGAAGAGGAGAAAAAGUCAGAGCAGGACCACCACUGUUUCCAGCAUCACAACCAGCUCUGUCUCCUAAACUCCAUCAUCUGCUGGAUGGGGCUGAGAGAAAAACAGACAUGCCUCACCCAGCAGCAUCUGCCAUAGGCAAAUAUCAAAGUGAUGAAGGAAUGGAUAAAUGCUGCUAUGCAUUGUUGAAGAUGCAAAGAGAACUGGAGGAUUGCUGCAACGCAAAAGGCUCCUCCGAGCUUUUUGAAUAGAUGAACAUAUCUGGAAGAUACUGGUGUCUUAGUGAUACUCAGAAAGACUUGUUGAUUUUCAUUCCACUGUGAGAGAUCACUGUUGGACUGCAAAGCCACAUUGAAGAUUGUGCUUCGACACAGUUCGUGUAAUGAACCGACCUAUGUCAUUUCUUGAACUAAGAACAGAUUCCUGUUUCAAAUGCAGCAUUAAAGCUGGAUGUCUGAUAAUGAAUGAAGGCUCUCUUCAGUCUCCUCUGGUCUAUGAUGUAUUUUGUUCCAGUGCGAUUGAAAUCACAAUCUGUUCUUCAUUUGUUUUCAUGUUUGUGAGAGGUGGCAGAUGGAUUUUCUCAACAGCCGCUGUAUGUUAUGUAAAGACAAUGAAUAGUAUUAAGUCUUUGUACCUUUAUAUCAUAUUGUGAGAUGAAACAAAGAGAAAGGCACUGGAAAUCAUUUGUGGUUGUUGAGGAAAGAAGGUCUUCGAUAUAUUAUUUUGACGAGGGGAUCUAUUACAAAACAAGCCUAAGAGAAGAGGUAGAGGAGGAUUACUGGGUGCUCAGCUCAUAUCCUCCUCUGGUGUCUUGACACAAACUUUUGCCAUUUGAUAGCUUAGUUGUUUGUUUCAAAUUAAACAUUGGUGUUUGUAUCAGAAAAUAGCUCUGCACAGAAAAUGAGGAAUAAAAACAUGAGUAUUUGCUUGUGUGUGCCUUUGUGCAUGCAAGUGUGUGUGUGUGUGUGUGUGUGUGUGUGUGUGUUGUCUCUACCAAAAGUGUGGGUGUUUCUGUACUUUGAAUGCAUGUCUGCACAUAGAAUCAAGUUGUUUGUCGAUGGAACUUAGAAGUUUGUACACGUGUGUUAGUAUUGGUCUCAUAGAUUUAAGGAAUAGGGUCUGGAAAACAAUAUGAGGGAAAUGUAAAUGCACGGUGAUAUAUCGAAUAUGCAGUAACUACAAGCCACUGAUUAUUAUAUAAGCCAUCAAAUCAUCAGCUGCUCAGUAAUCAUGUCUGUUUGCAACAGGGUCUGAAGAUUUUGCACAACUAUAAUGUUUCCUACUGCUCAAGUUGCAGAACAAUCAUAGCAUUUUACACAUUUAUACUCCAAAAGCAGGCUUCAUAACAUUGCAGAUACAGAGAAAAAUGUUUUUCCUAGAAUGUUUUCCAUGGGUCUGUUUGCUUUACACAAAUAUUAGUUUCAGGAGAAGUUACACACUACAUUAUUCAUUCAUACUAUGGAUUGUGAUACUGAAUAUGUCAAACUGUGUUUAUCAUCAAACAUAAGAAGUAUUAGUACCAUCAUGUAUAGCUUAUUCUGUGAAAGCUUAAAUAAAGUUCAGAUGAAGUUGAUGAAACUUAAUCCAUACACUGAUUUUGACAUUAGCUUGUUUGAUUUCAGUUAGAAUGACUUUUGUAUAUUUCUCUGCAAUUGAUUCACCGUUUAUUUAUAUAAAGUUCUCGUAUGGUAUUCUAUACCAGUGGUACACUUUAUGUCUUCAUGUACAGUAUGAUACAUUUUACACAUAAGGACACAUUUUAUGAAGACUUUACUAUGUUGUGGAUAAUUUUGUUAUCCUAUAACUCAUUUUUCAUAUUUUUGGCUAUAUUUCUAUCGGUUAUCAUAACAUUGCUCUUGCUAAGUUAAUAGCUGAGAUCUGGAAAGUCAGUGAGCCUGAUGGUGCAAGAAAGGAGUUAUGCAAUCAUACAGGUUUUAAACAAACCCAAUGGUUAGCCAGACUUUUUGAAAGAAAAAUAACAAACAAAACAAAGGUAGACAAUAAACUUUAGCUACUUAUAAAAUAGAGGACCACAAUGGAAAUAACCCUUCAGGCUUUAUUGUGUUUUCACCCUCUGUGAUUUUUGAUGUACAGUAUAAUGACUGCAGUGCAGUGUUAUGUGUUUUUCAAACAUCCAAUAAAAUCAUUAAUUCAGUUA
This is a messenger RNA of Micropterus salmoides (largemouth bass), 4022 nucleotides long. RefSeq names its product R-spondin 1 (gene rspo1). NCBI's taxonomy places the organism in Eukaryota, Metazoa, Chordata, Actinopteri, Centrarchiformes, Centrarchidae. Bases 1050 to 1934 code for a protein of 294 amino acids. The record is from RefSeq and is a predicted model, not a curated record. The transcript has 6 exons.